Molecule: messenger RNA, 2919 nt
Organism: Eucalyptus grandis
Lineage: Eukaryota; Viridiplantae; Streptophyta; Magnoliopsida; Myrtales; Myrtaceae
Product: glutamate receptor 2.1
Cellular component (GO): plasma membrane
Molecular function (GO): glutamate-gated receptor activity
Source: RefSeq, a predicted model, not a curated record
AUGGUUCCUCCAAGAGUCUCGUCCGAUGCUGAAAAAGCUCCUCCUUUUGGCUCUCGCCUUUUUCACAAUCGUUACGACUUUCAGGAGGGCCCUCAGAUCACCAUGGCGCAGAGCGGUAACAAUAAUGCCCAAACGAUCCUGGUGAACGUUGGGGUGGUUCUUGAUCUGGAGACGUGGGUGGGUCAGAUGGGAUUGAGCUGCGUUAACCUUUCUCUCUCUGACUUCUAUACUUCAAACCUUCCUACAAGAGAUCCCAAACAAGAUGAGGUUGCUGCUGCUGCCGCAGCACUUGAUCUAAUAAAGAAUAAGCAAGUCCAAGCCAUAAUAGGACCUCAACGUUCAUCGCAAGCAAACUUCAUCAUUCACCUUGGAAACAAAUCUCAUGUGCCGAUCAUCUCUUUUUCUGCUACUGGUCCUUCCCUCAGUUCCAUUCGGAGUCCUUACUUCAUUCGAGCUGCGCAAAAUGACUCAUCGCAAGUGAAUGCCAUAAGCGCAGUCGUGCAAGCUUUUGGCUGGAGAGAAGUGGUCCUCAUAUACGUGGACAGUGAGUUCGGAGAAGGCAUCAUACCUUCUCUUACGGAUGCUUUGGAAGAGGUCGACACGCGAGUGUCUUAUAGGAGCCUCAUUCCUCCUUCGGCCACGGACAAUCAAAUCCUGCGGGAACUCUACAAGUUAAUGACGAUGCAAGUGAGGGUCUUCAUAAUGCACAUGUUACCGACCCUCGGAUCUCAGCUAUUUGACAAAGCAAAAGAGGUGGGAAUGAUGAGCGAAGGUUAUGUGUGGAUCUUGACUAAUGUAAUCACUGACCAAUUGAGUUCUCUGGAUUCAUCUGUCGUCACUAGUUCGAUGCAAGGAGUAUUGGGCAUCAACGCUUACAUCCCGAGCACACCAAACCUGAACAACUUCACGGCCCGAUGGAAGAUGAAAUUCCAACAAGACAAUCCAUCCGUCCUUAAUCCUACGUUGAACAUUUUUGGAUACUGGGCUUAUGACGCUGCUCAGGCUCUGGCAAUGGCUGUCGAGGAAAUGGGUGUGGCUAAUUUUACCUUCCAGAUGUUUGAUGCUUCAAUAGAUACAACAGAUCUCGACAUUAUUGGGGUCUCUAAAAGUGGUCCGAAACUUCUCCAAGAACUAGCCAGUACGACAUUCACGGGCCUCACUGGAAAUUUUAGACUCGUUCAUGGGCAGCUAGAGUGGUCAACAUUCCAGAUUGUUAAUAUCAAUGGACAUGCAGCAAGAGGGAUUGGAUUUUGGACGCAAGAAAAUGGGCUGCUAAGAUAUUUGUAUUCAUUCAGCAAAAGUAAAUAUUCCACUUCGAAGAGUAAUCUCGGAUCGAUAAUAUGGCCAGGAGAUUCCACCUCUAUUCCUAAGGGAUGGGACACUCCCACAAAUGGGAAGAGGCUGAAAAUUUUAGUCCCUGUGAGGGAUGGUUUCAAUCAAUUCGUGCAAGUGACUAAUGAUCUUAGCACAAAUACAUCCAAAGUCAUUGGAUACUGUAUUGACAUCUUUCAAACCAUUAUAGAAAAAUUGCCUUAUGCUGUGGCUUAUGACCUUAUUCCGUUUGCCUUUUCCAAUGGAAGUAGCGCGGGCAGGUACGGCGACAUGAUCGAUCAAGUAUUUUACCAGAAUUACGAUGGAAUCGUGGGUGAUAUAACAAUCACUGCAAACAGAUCACUGUACGUAGACUUCACUGCACCAUACACCGAACCGGGGGUCGCAAUGCUCGUGCCAUACAAGGACAGCAAGGGCAAGAAUGCUUGGGUUUUCUUGAAGCCACUCACUUGGGACCUUUGGUUAACAACCGGAUGCUUCUUUGUGUUUAUAGCAUUCGUCGUGUGGAUUCUUGAACACCAAAUUAAUGAAGAUUUCCAGGGUCCGGCUGGGCAUCAAGUUGGCACGAGCUUUUGGUUCUCAUUUUCAAUCAUGGUCUUUGCACAAAGGGAGAGAGUAUUAAGCAACCUAGCCAGAUUUGUUGUGAUCGUGUGGGUUUUCGUGGUACUUAUACUAACACAAUGUUAUACAGCAAGCUUGAGCUCUCUUUUAGUGGUGUAAAAUCUUCAACCAACUGUGGUUGAUGUGGAUGAGCUCCUUAAGAGUGGAGAAAAUGUGGGUUACUUGGAAAACUCUUUCAUUUAUGGAAUGUUAAAGCAAAUGAAGUUCGAUGAUUCCAGACUUAUAUCUUAUAAGUCCGCUGAAGAAUGCAAAGUGCUUCUCAAGGGAAGUGACAAGGGUGGGAUUGCAGCAGCAUUCGAUGAAGUCCCCUACAUUAAAUUUGCCAUUUCUCAAUAUUGCAAAAGAUAUACCAUGAUCCCAACAUUAAGAAGUGCUGGAUUUGGCUUUGUUUUCCCCAAAGGGUCUCCGCUAGUACCUGAUAUUUCCCGAGUAAUCCUUAAUGAUACUGAAGUGCUUAAAAUGAUGGAAAUCGAAAAUAAAUGGUUGCCACCGAAAUCCAACUAUCCAGAUUCUUCCAACAGCUUGGAUCUUGACAGUUUUUGGGGCCUAUUCUUGAUUGCUGGAGCUGCUGCAGUUUUAGCUCUCCUCAUCUUCAUGGUCAUGUUUGUUAAAAGAAACUGGCAUGUCGUUGCAAGUCCUUCAGGUUCACUACGGGAGAAAUUUGUUACAUUGGGAAGAAGAUUUUACGAAAGAGACCUCAACUCCCAUACUUUUGAGAAAGCCAGAUUUAGAGAUAGAAAUAUGGAUGAUGGCGACAAUGAGAUUGCAGCCGUUGAAACUUUGGAAAACACUAACUUCCCUCUGAGUUUUUCAAGAGAUAUCAACCAAAACAAUGAUGAUAUAAACAAUGAGCAAGGCAUGCCGUCUACAGAACAAGGACUUUCUAAUCAUGUAGAUGAAGGGUGCUCCAACGACCGACAAACAUCGAUCUUAUAAAUCUAAGUUUAGAGAGGUACAUGCCUCAAC